Notolabrus celidotus (New Zealand spotty) is the source of this 983-nucleotide messenger RNA. It is a transcript of the gene mrpl27, whose product is annotated as mitochondrial ribosomal protein L27. The record is from RefSeq and is a predicted model, not a curated record. Bases 84 to 527 code for a protein of 147 amino acids. The transcript is spliced from 4 exons. Gene Ontology annotation, molecular function: structural constituent of ribosome. Gene Ontology annotation, biological process: translation. NCBI's taxonomy places the organism in Eukaryota, Metazoa, Chordata, Actinopteri, Labriformes, Labridae. Gene Ontology annotation, cellular component: ribosome; mitochondrial large ribosomal subunit.
ACUUUCUUUGGGAACCUGAAUGCAGCAAUGGAUGUGGAUAUGACGCAAAUACACUUCCUGCGUAAGUGACAUCAUCAUCCAAGAUGGCGGCGCUGGCGUCCUUGAUGCUCAAGUCCAGAGCAGGACUUUUGGCCCCAGGUCAGUCUGCUCUCCUGGGCUCGGUGAGGUUUGCCUCCAAGAAGUCUGGGGGCUGCAGUAAGAACAUCGGAGGGAAGAGCCCUGGCAAGAGAUAUGGAUUCAAGAAACAGGAUGGUAACUUCGUCCAUGCCGGGAACAUCCUCGCAACACAGAGACAGAUGCGGUAUCACCCAGGAGCCUUUGUGGGAAUGGGGACCAACAACACGCUGUACGCUCUGGAGGACGGCCAUGUCAGGUUCACUAAAGAGAUCUACAUCCCCCCGCCCCGCAGCCCCGAGGCCACCAAGGUGAUCACCAAGCUGCCCCAAGGAGCCGUGCUCUACAAGACCUUCAUCAAUGUCCUGCCUAUCAAACAGGAGGGCAAAUUCAAACUGGUGGACAUGGUGUGAAGCUCUGGACUCAUGUAGAGGUGUUUCUCCUCGAUCCAUAAGUGUACAUGGAGUGAGUGGGACGGAUUUACCUCAAUGGACACUUCUGGAUGAUUUCUAGAGAUCUGAGUGAAGAGCUGAGAGGAGUCAGGGGAAGUUUUUCAGCUUCCAGAGUUCAGCUCUUCAGUGACACACUGUUCUGAACAUCAUUGGCCAACGUUCAACUCUGUUGUGCAUCACUUUGCAGUUUAUUCACUCAUAAAAGCUCUGACCCCUUUUGUCCUAAAUAUGUAAUAUGUAAGUGCACAAAGGCCUGGUUCAAAAUAAUAACCCAGAAAUGAUGGAUUAACUGUCUUCAUGAUGAGCAACAAGUUCAGAAGUGUGUCAGAUCUCACGUCCGUAAAGAGCUGAGGUGCUGUUGUGUGAUACAGAGUUGUGAUGUAUGUACUGAAUUAAAGUUUUAUAUAUUAAUGCAAA